Molecule: messenger RNA, 1728 nt
Organism: Triticum turgidum subsp. durum (durum wheat)
Lineage: Eukaryota; Viridiplantae; Streptophyta; Magnoliopsida; Poales; Poaceae
Source: the annotation of a GenBank genome assembly
AUGCCGGCCAGCGCUGCCGAGGCCGCCGCGGAAGGCGAGGAGAAGGCGGCGGAGGCUGGGGGCAGGGAGCUGCUGUACUGCGGCACGGUGCGCUUCGACAUCAUGGGCCGGAAGGUGAAGGGAGGGCAUGAGGGCAGAGGCAACCUGGUGUCCCCGACGCGGCUGCGCCCUCUCGUGGGCGUGGACAUCCGCUUCGUCGCCUCCGGCUGCGCGGCUUGCCACUGUGUUGCUCUGAGUGCUGACGGCCGUUGCUUCUCAUGGGGUCGAAAUGAGAAUGGGCAGCUGGGACAUGGGGACACUCUCUUGCGUAACCUGCCAACUGUUGUUUCUGAACUAUCAAAAUAUAACAUAAUUGCAGCAGGUGUUGGAAGAAAACAUACAGUGGUCGUAACUGACGAAGGGAAGUCCUUCGCAUUUGGUGACAACAAACAUGGACAACUGGGGACCGGUUCACUGAAGAGUGGAACUGUGGUGUCGCCAGUCCCCUGCCUUGUUACUAAAGCGACUAAUGCUGUUUGUGGUGCUGACUUUACUGUCUGGCUGUCAUCAGUCGAGGGCUCUUCAAUACUGACAGCAGGUCUUCCCCAGUAUGGCCAACUUGGUCAUGGAAGCGACAAUGAGUAUAAUGCCAAAGUUUCAUCGGUAAGUCUAGUAUAUGAUCCCCAGCCCCACCCCAGGGCAAUAGCUGCAUUUUCUGGGAACACUGUUGUCAAAGUUGCAUGUGGAACAAAUCAUACAGUUGCAGCUGAUUCAUGUGGCUUUGUUUACACCUGGGGUUUUGGUGGAUAUGGAAGGUUGGGCCACAAUGAACAGAAGGAUGAGUGGCAACCACGCCUUGUUGAAAUAUUUCAAAAGAGCAAUAUCCUGGGUCCCAAUGAUAUCAUCUCAGCCGGUUCUGCAAGUUCUGCCUGCACUGCUGGUGGUCGCGGGCAGCUGUAUAUGUGGGGAAAGGUGAAGAAUUCAGGCGAUGAGUGGAUGUAUCCAAAGCCAGUUAUGGAUUUAAGUGGUUGGAACAUCCGCUGCAUGGCUUCUGGUAACAUGCACCACACUGUUGGUGCAGAUGAUUCUUGCAUAAGUUGGGGCCAUUCUGAAUAUGGAGAGCUUGGUUAUGGUCCAACACAAAAGUCAUCUGUAAAUCCUAAAAAGGUUGACAUUCUUGAAGGAAUGCAUGUUACAAGUGUUGGUUGUGGAGUUGGGAUGUCUCUGAUCGUUGUUGACAGGGCAAAUGUUGGUGGUAAGCUUGACCAGCUGGAUACUUUUGAUGGUGAUGCUGAUGCUGUCUUUCAAGAGAACACGAAAGAGCUCUACUUUCCUCCGCGCCGCAAUGGGAAAGGAAAACCAAAUACAAAUACGAGCCAACAUCCCGCAGUCGAUGAAACAGAAGAAGAGACGUCCGAGGCGGAGCAGGUCACCAAGGCGGCAUCUCGCACCACGAAUUCACGGUCCAACAAGCGCAAGAAAGCCUUGGGACAUGCAGAAGCAGAGGACGAGGACGAGACUGGUGAAGUGCCCGAGGAGGCAGAGUGUGGCAGCCAUGGCCGCGGGCAGUCUACAAGAAGGGGCAGAGGCAGAGGCAGGGGAGCCAAGGCGGCGACUCCGGAGCCAAUGCCGUCCGGUAGGGGCAGAGGCAGGCCCAAGAAGGGGAGCCCUGGCGCUGCUCCUCCGGAAGCGGAAAGCUCGGGACGAGGUGGAAAGAAGAGCGGGAAGCGAGGGAGGCCUCGCAAGUGA